Messenger RNA from Alternaria ventricosa, 1041 nucleotides. RefSeq lists its product as uncharacterized. The transcript is spliced from 2 exons. NCBI's taxonomy places the organism in Eukaryota, Fungi, Ascomycota, Dothideomycetes, Pleosporales, Pleosporaceae. The coding region runs from base 1 to 1041 and encodes 346 amino acids. Gene Ontology annotation, biological process: transcription elongation by RNA polymerase I; RNA polymerase I preinitiation complex assembly; nucleolar large rRNA transcription by RNA polymerase I. Gene Ontology annotation, cellular component: RNA polymerase I complex. The record is from RefSeq and is a predicted model, not a curated record. Gene Ontology annotation, molecular function: DNA binding.
AUGAGUGAAAAGAAGAGAAAGAGACAAGAGCAGAAUGGCCAACGGCCGAAGAAGAAGACGGCCGUUGCGCCGACGGGAAAUGUCCGCGUCAAGAUGGUAGAGAAUAAAGAGACUCUGGGUCCGCUUCUAGCUGUCACACCCGGUCUCAGCAUCCCAUCGAAGAUAUCCUUCAACCCGUACAAGCGCACCAAGAUCCGACCACAAGGCGAGGAAACCGAAAUGCUGUUCCAAUCAUCCGGCCACCCUCGUUUAGAUUACAUCGCACAGGAAGAGCAUGAUGGAAGCGCCGAGAGCCAGCUACAAGACUACAUCGGCGUAUUCGACCCUGCGACAAGCAAGCUACAGAUCGUCCCAGUCAAGAGAGUUGUCGUACGAAGCACACUGCGAAGCGAAGCACAAGAAAUGCGCGAGGAGCAGGAGGCGUUGGAUGCGGCACAAAACACUGUCAUGGCAAAGAGAGCUGCUCUCGCAGCAGAGUUCGGAUCUAAGAAGUCGAGGAAGGCACUUGAAGACCGGACGCUCAACGCCAUCAAGAGCGGAACUGGUGCCGAGGACGCAGCGAGAACCGAUGCAGUUGCCGAGAACGUGCUGCAGCAAAUGUCCUCUGCGACAGCGGUCAUGCCGAACAAGGACGAUCUCGCAGCAGCCGUGGACAGCUCCAAGCCUCGACCGACACCCAACCUUGCAGCCGAAUACCCAGCCGAUGUUUACCCUACGGAUGUUGUGAUUGGAAGCGAUCUCAUGACCAUGCUCGAUGUCCAGGACUGGGUUCAAAAAUCAUCAGUCGGCGAGGGUGUCAGCGUGGCCAGUAAAUACGUUGCUAAGCGCAUCGUAAAGCUUGCCAAGAACAAACAGAUACAGAAGUUGAAGGCCCUGCGAUUCAUACUGCUUUGCAUCAACUUCAACUCCGCAUUGAUCGGAGGAGGUGGACCUCGGCCGAAGAAGAUCCCCAUGAAGGGAAAAUUGGAGGAAGCGAUGGGUGAGGACACGCCUGCGGGUCAACUCAUGGCCAUCAGGAGGAAGUUUGCCCCCGAGGGGUAA